AUGUGGGUAGUGAGGACGCUGGAGACCAGCUGUGGAGGAAGGCGGAGGUUCCUGCGCUCAGUGGUUAUGAGACUCCCCUGCUCCUUCUGGUUUCUGCUGCUGUUAGCUGCUGGAGGUCUCCUUCUGCUGCACCUACAGGACCUCACAGAGACACUUCAACAACAGAGUCAAGGUGCUCAGGUCAUAUUCAACCGUGUACAGCCUGUGAGAAAGGAUCAAUGUUCUCAUUGUUCUGACAAAGAUGGACAGUGGUCUUAUCCAACUGAGGACAACUUCCCCAGUCCCGCCCACCCAGUUGCACUUCCAGUCUUCCCGUGGGCCAGGCGUACCUCUCUACUCAAUCCCAAAGACAUCACCGCUGCACAUGUCACAAAAAGACACCGUAAACUCCUCCUCAAGAGCGGUACGCUUGUCCAGCCGCUCAACACUGACCCUCCUGGCCAAAACCGGGACAGCACAGAGCGGCUCAAUAGGAUACAGCAGGUACGUCAGAGGCUUAUGAGGGAAGUCUGUGCCAAAUACACAGGUGGGGCCACUAAAAGGUCUGUAACCCGCAUGCACGUGUCGCGUAUUUUUGUGGAGGACACACACAAACUCCUGUACUGUGAGGUGCCAAAGGCAGGCUGCUCUAACUGGAAGCGGGUGCUCAUGGUCCUCCAAGGUCUCGCGCCCUCCACAGAGAAGAUCCAACAUGAUGAGGUGCAUAACGGGAAUCACCUUAAACGCCUGGACUCCUUUGAUCACAUAAGCAUCAUCCAACGUUUAAAGACCUACACCAAAGUCAUAUUCCUGAGGGAGCCUUUUGAAAGGCUAGUGUCUGCUUUUAGGGAUAAAUUUGAGAGUCCAAACUCAUACUACCACCCGGUGUUUGGGAAAGCCAUCAUUUCAAGAUAUCGUAGAAACGCCACUCAGGUAGCUUUAAGCACGGGAGCGGGCGUCACCUUUAAGGAGUUCAUCCAGUAUUUGUUAGACGUGCACAGGCCGGUCGGCAUGGACAUCCACUGGAUGCCUGUAGCCCAGCUCUGUAGCCCCUGCCUGCUGGAUUACGACUUCAUUGGAAAAUUUGAGACUUUGGAAGAAGAGGCGAACUUCCUUUUGAGAAGCUUUGGAGCGCCGUCCAAUUUAACAUUCCCUACUUUCAAAGACAGAAACCCUAACGCAGAAAGAACGUCCUCGGAAAUUAUGAGGAGAUACUUUGCACAGUUAAACGUGACGGAGAGACAGAGAGUGUAUGACUUUUACUACAUGGAUUAUCUGCUGUUCAACUACUCCAAACCGUUUAAUGAUUUGUACUGAGGCCACCGUAGUUAUAUUACGAAACUGAACCUGUCGUUCACGUUUUGUCAUAGUGAAGUUAUUACUUUAAAAUGUUGUUUGUUUAUUUAUUAUGGAAUUUACGAGUGAAAUGUUAAUCACACUGUAUUAAUCUAAGUGACUGCAGGCUGGCCCUCGCUUUUAUCUUAUUUACAAACAUAUUAAAUCUCAUGUUCAGUAAGCAAACCUUUUAACACGUCUGUGUAGGUGGCAUGUUUUCUUCAAACCGCUUUGAAUGAUAAACUGUACUGAGAGCGUCUGCAAAAUGUUGUUUUACAGUCAGAUAAACACAAAGAUGUCUGAUUGUAAGUAAGUGCAACAUUCUUCAAAGCCACUGAGUUUAAAUCAAUUAGUGUAAAUUGACUCUAUACAACAUGUAAUUAUUUUUAACUAACUGACGCUUUGGUCCAUAUUGGUACGAUAACUAUACAAUUUUAAUUGUUGUACAUGUUUAAGAACAAUUUGUAUACAAUGUGUUGUCUAUCACAACGUGACCUAAUACACCUUUUGCCUUACUUUCGCAUUUCUUAUAUUAGGAAGAUUCUCCUUCCAUUCCAUUUUUUG
Messenger RNA from Triplophysa dalaica, 1878 nucleotides. RefSeq names its product carbohydrate sulfotransferase 8-like. Gene Ontology annotation, cellular component: membrane. NCBI's taxonomy places the organism in Eukaryota, Metazoa, Chordata, Actinopteri, Cypriniformes, Nemacheilidae. The record is from RefSeq and is a predicted model, not a curated record. Gene Ontology annotation, molecular function: sulfotransferase activity. Gene Ontology annotation, biological process: proteoglycan biosynthetic process; carbohydrate biosynthetic process.